GAAAAGCCUCCACUCCACUGAACCUGAGCGCACCGACGAAGAGUGGAGAGGUUGGGAAUCGAAAGCCACGCUAUGAUUAAAGGCCGCAAAAAAAGCCCGCAGCAACGGCAUUUGAAUAUACACGAGAGGCCGAGGCAGCGAACCGCGCAGAUCACUUGGUUGACUUUGGCAAGCCCCAUUCACAUUCCGGCAACCGGGCGGCUCGCCAGUGGGUUCAAAUUUGACCGAGAGUCUUUCCCGAAAAGCUGCCAUUCAGCACGCAGUUCCAAUAGGCAAAGGAGGAAUCUUUAGCGGUGGACAUGAGUGUGCUUAUUAUGCUAACGUGAUUGGAGGUAUCGUAAAGUGAAAACUUUUCUAUCAGUUUAGGCUGAACCAAUAAAAAUAAUUAGAUUAAAGAGAACAUAAACAGCUACUUUUGAGAGGUGUGCACUUGAGUUUGUCUAGUUCUGCUGUAGCGCCGAAAAGUUUUAAAAAAUCAGAGAAAGCAAUCAGUGUACAAAGUGUUCCGGUGCCAAACAGAUGCAAUUAUGUACCUGGUGAGAAGGUGUACGAUUCUGCUAGUGAUCCUCGGCUGCGGUCUACUAUCUGUGUCAAUACCUGAAGUCCGUGGUCAUUCCAUCCCGACAACAUCCGUUCGCGGUUUUGAUGGAGAAUCCGCUCCGAAUAUUGUUGAAACUGCAGGGCCGCAACUCAGUGACAGUGAAAACACCAAGCUUAGUGCCAGUGAACUUUACCUGCGACCACAACCAAGAAGGUUGAACCUAGAUCGAAUGGAUUCGUUUUCGGAACCAAGCGCGAGUGAAAUCAUCAGAAACAAGCGGUGGAAAUUGCAACAAAUUACACCACCGGGACGAAGUCGGAUUAACAAUCGGUCGAUGCCAUCAUUUGACGAGAUGGAGAGCAACGACGCCAUGGAGCUCGAUGAAACCGCUAGUCGAAAGGAUAGCGCACAACUAGCUCGUCGGAACUACAGAACAAUCGAGUCCGACAGUAGUGAAUCGGAUAGUAUAACCGAUCUGGUGACACGAGCGGCGAGGUCAACUGACCUCGAGAAAUACUUAUAUCGAUUUGUUCUGGAUUCGGAUCUAGCGGAUGUCAUGGACGACAGCGACAAGGACUUUGAGGACGACGACGACACCGAUGACCCCAACCCGGAGGCUCGUUUUAAGAAGAAGAAAAAGUUCCACCUGAAGCACAAAUUGAAAAAAUACCUGCUCCCACUGCUAUUGGCCUACAAGCUCAAGUUCAUGAUGAUGUUCCCGGCGAUGGUCGGCGGGCUGAUACUACUGGUGAAGGCCGCCGGUUUGGCCGGCUUUUUCUUCGCCCUGUUCGCGUCGGUUGUCAGCUUGCAGAAACAUUAGCAGGAAUCAAUCAAUGAACAAAGCGGCGUGGCGUGGUGGUGGCAACGUGAAGCAGCGAAUGGACGGAUUGAGUGUGUGUAAUGUGUAUGAUCUAGCCAAUGUUUUUGGGUGUUUGUCAAAAAUGGACGAAAGAAAAAAGUCUGAUGAACGUGGUACGCGUAACGAAUCGUGGAGCAAGCCAACCGAGUAGAACAGCGUGAGAGUGAAAGAUGCCGAGGAUAAUAGUAUCGCAGUCAGCGUAAAAUUGAGACGACCUUGAUUGGGGGCAUAACCGUCGAAACGGAAAAUAUUCAUCCAAUUUGUUGUUGUUGUUUGAAUUCUGUAGUAUUAUUGUUCGAGAGCUAAUUUAUUGAGUGCCGGUGCCCAUAGUAAGGUACCUGUAAUGUGAAGGCGUGAUUUCAGAGUAUUCACCAGUAAUGGUCACAAUUUGUCUAGUUUUAACGCAGUAUAGGUUAUUUAUUGUCGACAAUGUUUUAUAGAAAUAUAAAAGUUGACCAUGUAAAUGUAGAUAAUUUAUUAAACGAAUACUUUUUCCAAA
Messenger RNA from Wyeomyia smithii (pitcher-plant mosquito), 1899 nucleotides. RefSeq lists its product as uncharacterized. NCBI's taxonomy places the organism in Eukaryota, Metazoa, Arthropoda, Insecta, Diptera, Culicidae. The coding region runs from base 528 to 1361 and encodes 277 amino acids. The record is from RefSeq and is a predicted model, not a curated record. The transcript is spliced from 3 exons.